Paracoccidioides brasiliensis Pb18 is the source of this 1503-nucleotide messenger RNA. RefSeq lists its product as uncharacterized. The record is from RefSeq and is a predicted model, not a curated record. The transcript has 2 exons. The coding region runs from base 1 to 1503 and encodes 500 amino acids.
AUGACUAAUCGUCGAUUCGCCGCCCCUGCCCCAAGAGAGGGCUCGGCUUGGACGUGGAUUGCCGAGCACUAUAGCCAGCCCGAGAGCUAUGAGAUCCCCCUCCGCACCAUGUAUGCCCUGAACUCGACAGUCGGAGCGCAUCCACCCUUUUCUCCUCUUCCCAAGAGCCCCGGAGCUACGUCCCCUUUCGAGGGCAACGCGUUCCCCUCUGCACGCAACCCCAGACGCAAGGAAGAGAAACCCCCUGCAUACAACAUGAGCAGCACUGCUGCGAUUUUCAAAAUGCAUCUUAUGUCCCAGAUAUCCCAAUUACCUUCUCAACCAUGUUCUUUACCUCCCAACUUCAUUACUUCAUUCGUCCGCCGUUGUUUCCCAGAUAAUCUCGCACUCGUUGAUUUCCCCCAGGCAUUGACUGCUCUGGACUACCUCCGGGACCUUGAGCAGCGCCGUGGGAAAGAGAUCAAAGCUGCGUUGGAGAAGCUUGGUAUAUUUGAUGGUGUUUUUGACAAAGACGAUCUCGCUAAACGGUAUCCUGGUGUAUCGAGCUGGAUCGACUCUAUCAUGGAGAAAGACACAUACGCAGCUGCUCUCUACUCACAAGUCUACCUCCGUCUAAGACACUGGACUCUAAUAAAUGAAUUGCUACUGCCUCCUUUCAACAAAGCGCACUGCGUUGCCAUGCUCAACACGCUUUUCCCAGCUGUGAUUUCCAUCCGACCAGCAGCACACGUUUGUGAAAGGAUGCUCAUGGAGGAGCGACAUACGUUCUUCCAAUACAUAUGCAAAGUGGAAGAAAAGGGCCCACGCGUGCUCGAUCCCCUCAUUGCAAAGGACAGACGGCCAGGGGAAACUACAGGAUGGCCUCUGGUACACGAAUACAUCAACAAGUACAUGCACGCGGCUACUGACAUUAUUAACGAAUGCUUCGAAGUCAACAACCGCGAGAGCCUGGAAGAACAGUCAGGACACCGCAAACAAAAGAAAGGCCGGAAAGUGGAUUCAGGAAUCAGUUUUGGAUCCAACUCAGAACACCCCCGCCCAUCAACCAGCAGCAACUCAAGCUGCAACCACAGCUACAAUAACAGCAACAGCAGCAACAAUAACAAUAACCCCGGAGUCUUAAACAAACCCCUCCCUCCAUCUCCAGCCAUCAAACUGCCCAAAUCCAUCAAGGUCAGUGGCAACUCCGCCCUCGAGCGCAUAGGCAGGGAGCUACGAAAGAUGCAUUCACGCGGCGAUUUUGACGAAGAAAAGCCCAAACCUCCCCGAACAUCGUCUCGUGCCGGUGGCGCGCUGCGGAAAAUGCGCUCUUCCAGCAUCCUAGGGGAGCGCGAUAGGAAUGUUGUCACCGGCCCAGGCGAGAGUGAGGGCGAGUUUGAUGUUGUGGAGUUUCGACGCAAGCGGAUGAUUUGGGAGGCGAAGCAUAAUGCUGCAAAAGCGGAUCCUGAUGGCGAUGCUGAUGCCCAUGCCAAUGAGAAUAAAAAUAAACGGUCUAGUGCAUGA